Rhodotorula toruloides NP11 is the source of this 1245-nucleotide messenger RNA. RefSeq lists its product as uncharacterized. The coding region runs from base 1 to 1245 and encodes 414 amino acids. The record is from RefSeq and is a predicted model, not a curated record. The transcript has 3 exons. NCBI's taxonomy places the organism in Eukaryota, Fungi, Basidiomycota, Microbotryomycetes, Sporidiobolales, Sporidiobolaceae.
AUGGACUCGCAGUCGACUGUGCUCGUGCACGCAGUCAACCCGCUCACACUCGACCACGCUCACGCUCUCGUCCACCGCAUACGCACACACAAGCCUCGACAGCGCAUACGCACCGAUGCAGCAGCACCCGCUUCCGCCUCGUCCGACCCAGACUCGCUCGCUCCCCCACCCGCGACAGCCUCGCACAUCCCAUGGCGCAUCGAGAACAAGUACUACACCGCCGACGUCGCAUUCCGGAUAAUCGAGCAUGGGGAGGAGGGCGAGGGAGACGAGCCGGCGGUGAUUGUGCUUGCUGAAUCGGACGAGGACCCCUCGACCUCGACAUCCCUAUCCAGCCUCCUCUCCUCCCUCUCGACCCGCUCACCAGACCCACCCGAAGUCGCCCUCCUCGUUUCCAUACUCUCUCCGCACCCCGCUUCCUCCUCACCAAGCUCACCCACCGCAGAGCCGGACGAGUCAGCAUGGGAAGACCUCGCCCUCUCUCACGGCUUCGAAUGGGUGCACCUCGCUCACAACGAGGACGACGACGAAGGCUUGGCGAGGAUCGUAGGGGCGUUGCAGGCGCAUAUGUGGGAGGGGAUGGAGCGGGUCGAGCCGGUGCGGCCGAACGGGGUGCGGAGGGCUAAAAGCGUGACGAGCGAGGACGAGCAGGGCGGGGAGGAGGAGGAGGGAGAGUGGUCUGCACUAGGCCAUGCGCCGCCCCUGCCUGAACCGCGCAAGCCGUACGGUAGCACAACCACGACAGACCACCUCGCCUUUCCCCCGACAUUCCUCCCGUCCAUCCCGCGCCGCGCGCCCGUGUCGAACGGCGUCGCCGACGCAGCACACGACUCGUUCGACGACGACUUUGCGCCUUUCGUCUCUGCCUCCGCGUCGAACGGCCACUUGACGACUCUCGACCCGCACACCCCCUUCCCGCCCUUCUCUUCCUCUCCACCAUCCUCCAGCGCCGCACCCUCUUCACCUCCCUCACAUCUCUACCGCCACCCCUCCUUCUCCUUCCCCGACUCGCACCGCCCUCCUUCUCCCGAUCCCGACGACGACGAUGGACUAGAAGACCUCUUCUCGCGUAUCUCGCUCGCUCGAUCUCGCACCGACGCCAACGUCGAAGGCAUGGGCAUGGGACUGGAGGAGAGGAGGGAGUGGGCUGAGAGGGUCGUGAGGGAUUUGAUGGGGGGUUUGGGGAGCGAUGAGGAGGACGAGGACAAGGUGGAGGGGCCAGACAGGUGGGUGAAGACGCGAUAA